Messenger RNA from Emiliania huxleyi CCMP1516, 1655 nucleotides. RefSeq lists its product as hypothetical. Bases 120 to 1565 code for a protein of 481 amino acids. NCBI's taxonomy places the organism in Eukaryota, Haptophyta, Isochrysidales, Noelaerhabdaceae. The record is from RefSeq and is a predicted model, not a curated record. The transcript has a single exon.
GCCGAACCAGCCGCGCGUCGAUCGAUCAGCCUGCGUGCCCGCUGCCGGCCGGUGUCGCGCCAGAGGCCCGCCCCUCGUGCCGUCACGCGAGGCACGAAGAUCAGCGGAAGGGAGCAGCGAUGCUCGCGCUUCUGAGCACAGCGAUGCUGUACAGUGCGGCUUGGCACAGCAGUGCCGGCGUGUUCCGGCACGUCGUGCUCCAUCCGACCCAUUCCGGCCCAGCGGCGGCAGUCACGAUGGCAUCAACCGACGACGAGAACGAGAUGCCCUAUGAGGGGCCUCCGCUGCCUGCCAAGGUGUGUUCGCUGCUCAUGCAGUGCGCGAUCCAGGCGCAGCUCUCCUACUACAACGAGUUCAAGAAUGAGAUGCGCGCGCGGUGGCUGGAGUCCUUCCUCGGCCACGCGCACCUUAGAGUGGAGCGCACCGGAGGACGCAAGAGCUCAGGCUACCCGCUCUACCGCGGCCUGAGCGAUGGCCUGCGCUGCUCGUGGACCGAGUACCUGCAGACCAUGCUCCGAGGCAAGGUGGAGCGCUACGAGGUACGCUACAAGAUCGGCACGGCUGACGCGGCUGACACUGCGGGGUCGGCCGCGAGCGCCGCGGCGGCUGCUGGUGCAGGUUCGGCGGGCGACGCGAGCGAGGCGCCGUGGGCAGCCGCGUCGGCCUCGCGCGCGGCCAACCCGUACCUCAAGCAGUCGGGCCCGCAGUACAAGGAGUACAGCGAGGUGGUCGAGCCGCGCCGCGUCGCGCAAGGGCUGAUGUCCAUCUGCCGCCAGCUGGCCCUCGAGUGGAGCAGCGACCUGCUGAGCGUGUCGUCGGAGAGCCUGUACUUGGGCGACGUGUGCGGGAGCGGCGGCGGCGGCGACGGCGGCGGCGGAAGGGCCGACCCCUUCGACGGGAGCGGCGUGGGCGGCGUCCAGAACGGUGGCGAUGCCUUCGCCACCCGUGACGUCGACUGCAGCGAGCGGCAGGACGUGGCGCCCUCCACGCCCCUCGGCGAGUACUUGGCAGGCAACGUGACGGUCGACGCACUGUGCAUGGACCCACGAAUCGCGCUGCCGCCGGCGUUGUACGCCUCGACGCGCGCCGCGUCGGGCAAGUGGAGCUCCGACUUUUCGGAGGCAUCCUCGCCCUUUCGUGCGUCCAACCUCGACCUGCUGCAGCGGGCGUGCACGCGCGAGGCGGCGCUCUCGGCCUUGCGCGACUUGGACGAGGAGCAGAACGAGUCGAACUCGCACGCGGCGUCGGCGGAGUGGCUGCGCGAGAAGCUCGACGAGUGGCUGCCGCGGUUUGAGUCGCCGCGGCGACACCAGCUCGCGGGCCUGUUCGUGCUCGAGUUGCUCUCGAGCUCACCGCAGCCGCGCCAGCUAAGCAGCGGCGGGCUGGGGAUGACCGAGCCGGCGCUGGUGGCGUCGCGCGUGCUCGCGCACCGGGAGGCGAUAGCGCGGGAUUGGGCCGCCGCGGUCGCGGGAUCGGUGCCGACCGCGCUGCAGGAGCUUCUGCGGGAGGACCUCGAGGAGCAGCUCAACGCGGAGAGCGAGGAGCGGCCGCCACCGCUGCAGUAGCGGGGGGAGGGGGGGGCAAAGGGGAGGGGAAAAGGGGGGCUACAUCAGAGUCCACCUACACAAUGAUUCAUGUAUCAUGGCAAUAUCAAU